Cynoglossus semilaevis (tongue sole) is the source of this 6902-nucleotide messenger RNA. RefSeq names its product guanine nucleotide-binding protein G(q) subunit alpha-like. Gene Ontology annotation, biological process: adenylate cyclase-modulating G protein-coupled receptor signaling pathway. The transcript is spliced from 8 exons. The record is from RefSeq and is a predicted model, not a curated record. Gene Ontology annotation, cellular component: cytoplasm; heterotrimeric G-protein complex. The coding region runs from base 919 to 2127 and encodes 402 amino acids. Lineage: Eukaryota; Metazoa; Chordata; Actinopteri; Pleuronectiformes; Cynoglossidae. Gene Ontology annotation, molecular function: GTPase activity; GTPase activator activity; guanyl nucleotide binding.
AGCGCCAGUGAGUGCUCACUCGGACUGAGCAGUGAGUGGGUGAUGAAGGGUGAUUACUGCAAGCACCCGCAGGAAAAAAUCUUCUACACUCGUAAAAUAGACGGACUAAAAUGUGACUGUCAUUAAGGCGUUUUCGGAUGAACGAGUCUGAGUUUGUACGCUGUUUUCAGGGAAUUUGUUUUAAUUCGCUGGCGGCCCUCUGUCAAACCGAGCGCUCCUGAAUUUUAGGCAGCCUGUUGCAAAUUCAGGGAUGGCUCACUGAGCUAACAAGCUAACGGUUAGCCUGUCCAUUUCGUUUUGCUACUGACUGAAGUGUGAGACUCGAUAAGCUGCUCCGGGUGUGGUUAUUUAGCUACACUUUUGUUUGCCUUCUUAUAGGACAGACAGUUUGUAGACACCGUGUAAGUCGUUGUGUUUGUUCGGUGAAUGGACCUUUUAAUGGUCGCUCAUUGUCACUGUACGGGCGUACGGCGUUGCUUUCGGUGCGGCUAAGCUUAUGCUCGGUCGGGCAAGCAGCGGGGCUAUACAGAUGUGGCAGCUGCAGUCAGCUGUGUCCCACUGUCUCUGGGACGGAAUUCUUCUGCUUUUAAAAUAAAUAUCCCUCUUAACAGGUACAUUGAAUAUGGUCAGUUUGUCACGUUAGCCUUUUGGCAACAUUAACUAGACGUUGAGAAGCACAGUGCAAUGAUUUCGAGUGAUCUGGUGUUUCCGUAGCCUGAGGAUUUGGAUUAGACUUUGACCAAAGCUGUCAAAUAUUUGGUGCUUAUUCACUUUUCUGAAAGGGCCAUAAUUCACCCUGAACAUCUUUAAGGGACUCUUUAAGUGCACUCUUGCCCAUAAAGUAGAUUUUUUUCCAUUAAAGUUUGUGUGCGGUGUAGCCCAGCGCCCUUUUUCAGACGGCUUUCUGCUCAUGUGGUGAUGACUUUAGACUCCAUGAUGGCUUGUUGCCUGAGUGAGGAGGCAAAGGAGUCCAAACGAAUCAACGCAGAGAUCGAAAAACAAAUCCGACGAGACAAGAAAGAUUCAAGACGGGAGCUGAAGCUGCUUUUGUUGGGUACUGGAGAGAGUGGCAAAAGCACUUUUAUCAAGCAGAUGAGAAUAAUUCAUGGUUCAGGCUACUCAGAUGAGGACAAAAAGGGCUUUACCAAACUGGUGUACCAGAACAUCUUCACCUCCAUGCAGUCCAUGAUCCGGGCAACUGAGACCCUGAAGAUCCCCUACAAGUACGAGCAGAAUAAGAAUAAUGCCCAGCUGGUGCGAGAGGUUGAUGUGGAAAAGGUGUCGUCAUUUGAUCACCCCUACAUUGACGCAAUAAAGAUGCUGUGGGAUGACCCUGGCAUUCAGGAGGCCUAUGAUCGCAGAAGAGAGUACCAGCUCUCAGACUCAACCAAAUAUUACCUUAGUGAUUUAGAGCGAAUAGCUACAACCACGUACGUGCCUACUCAGCAGGAUGUCCUGCGUGUCAGAGUGCCUACCACCGGCAUCAUUGAGUACCCAUUUGAUCUGGCGGAUAGUAUCUUCAGCUAUCUAAGUGAUCUGGAUCGCAUUGCCGAAGCAUCCUAUCUACCCACCCAACAAGACGUGCUUAGGGUUCGAAUCCCAACCACUGGUAUCAUAGAAUACCCUUUCGACUUGCAAAGCAUCAUUUUCAGAAUGGUGGAUGUGGGGGGCCAGAGGUCUGAGAGGAGAAAGUGGAUCCACUGCUUUGAGAACGUGACCUCCAUCAUGUUCCUGGUGGCUCUCAGUGAGUAUGACCAGGUCCUGGUUGAGUCUGACAAUGAGAAUCGUAUGGAGGAAAGUAAAGCUCUGUUCAAGACCAUCAUCACAUAUCCCUGGUUCCAGAACUCCUCCGUAAUCCUCUUCCUCAACAAGAAGGACCUGCUGGAGGAGAAGAUCAUGUACUCCCACCUGGUGGACUACUUUCCAGAGUUCGAUGGUCCUCAGAGGGAUGGCCAGGCUGGUCGCGAGUUUAUCUUAAAAAUGUUUGUGGACUUGAAUCCAGAUAGUGACAAGAUCAUCUACUCCCACUUUACAUGCGCCACCGACACGGAGAACAUCCGGUUCGUCUUUGCAGCCGUCAAAGACACCAUCCUGCAGCUCAACCUCAAGGAGUACAACCUUGUCUGAAGAAGGAAUGGCAUCUGACCCCAGAAAGCAAGCAAGAGACCUGCAAACACACACUCACACAAAAUCACACAAUCUCUCGACAAACAACAAAUACUCCGCUGUUCAGACACAAAUAAGCUUUGCUUUAUACUUUUCCACACCAACACUAUGUUUUCUUAACAUGCCUUUUCAGUUGUACAACUGUUUUGUUAUAUUAUGGUUUGCUCCUCUUGCACAAACACUCACGAGCGACGCUAUUUCAACCCUGGUCCCCCCAUCUCUCUUUGGGAAUUGUGAUCCUUGGGUUCUCCUACGACACUUUUUUACACUACAUUACCACAGGUGCUUGUAAGUGAAGGCACUUUUUUUGUAGAGUAAGCUUUUAUAAACCAAGGGCUUUUUGCUCUCUACAUUUAACCUAUCCCUGCACCCGUGCAUGUUAUACACUACAGGAUGAUGGUACCAGGCCAGACCACAGAGUCUGGACGCUCCUCAUCUUCUAAGGUGAACUAAUUAUGAUGGUUAUAUAUUAGCAGGUAGUGCUGUUGGAUGUAAAUAGAUUUUGUGCUACUCACACAAAGGUGAGACUUUAGAGGAGAUGACGUCACAUUCUUGGAGGAUUUUAAAUAUAUUCAAAUAUAUAUAUUUUUGCUCAUUAUUGCUUCUUAUUGUUAAAAGAAAGACAAAAACAAGACACCACACUAACAACUACUUACACACUAAUGGCCAACUCUCCUCUCAUUUUUACUGCACUGCCAAUUCUAACCAUAAAUGUGUUCUGUAAAUAUUGUUGUGUUGCCACUUUCCUGUUUAGAUACCAACAGUAGAUAUUUGAAAGCUGACGUUGCCAAAGCAAAUGUUGGCUCAGUCAGACAUAGGUGUCCCAAUUCCUCACUUUGUGAAUCCAUAACUUUUCCCUGUGUUUAUUCAAAACUUGAGGAACCAUCACAACAAUCAUCCUGUCCACCACAGGGUGUAAAUAAUGUCGGCAAAUUCCUCCACUUAAUCCACAAUUGCAGAUCAAAUAAAGCUCCUGCGUUGCAAGAUAAGCUCCGUAAAGUUUUCAAUCAUGGAAAAGUGCUCGUCUCUUUCAUCACCUUGACAGUAUAAUUCACCAAUGUUUGGUAAAAUGUAAUCAGUAGUAAAAGAGUAAAUAUUUCUUUAAUUUAUGAGUCUGCUUCACAGGCUGUCGACAGUGAAUGAUACUUACUCUGUAGUUUUAGUGAAGAUUUCUAACUUACAGUAGGAGACAGAAGGAAACUUUAUACUGCUGUAAAACACUGAGACAUUUUUUGGACAGCUGUCUAUCUUUCUAAGGAUUCACAUAUAAAGCUGUUGGAGUUCUGCUUUUGAGAUGCUUGACAACAGAGUAAAAAACAUAGUUUCCAUGUCAGGUUUAAGCUUAACGCUAAUAGAAAAUGAAAAAAGAAAACACUAAAUAGUUUAUUAAUUACUGGUUAAGAAAUCUAGCUUUUUUCCAGUUUGUUAGAAUGUGUGUUGGUUAUUGGUACCAGUUCCAUUUUGUCUCUUUCCUGAUGAGUAUUAGAAAACUGCAUUCAGCUGAUAUUUGAUAAAUAGCUACUUUUGUCUUCACAGCGUAAUUCAGGUAAGUUUGCGUAACUUUUCCAUCACAAGGGCUAUUCUUAGUGGUCUGGGUAAGAGAUUAAAGACUAAAGCAAAGGCCGAACAACACACGUCACCACGUGACGUUCCUUUGUAAAGUCUGCUCGCUGUUAGUCUCUUUAUUUGCCAACUUUUAGGGAAGAAGAAAGAAUAGGUGUAACAGCUUAUUAUAUACGUCGUUAGCUAUUACACCUAAACAAUUAUUUUUGCUUAUUCACAAAACUGUCUGUUGAUAUUCUGGGCUUUAUAUUAAGUCCUUUCUAUGUGAUUAUGCACAUUUGUCUUAACUUGUCAUGUAAAGUGUUGCCAUGGUUGACUUUGGAGAUGCCUGUUUUUGGUUUGGAAAAUGGACUUUAUUCAUUCAUUUAUUAAGAAACGGUGCAAUGUUUAAACCCACUCAUAUUAAACUCAAAACAAUUUACCUUAAAUUAUUUGCCAAAAUGUUUACACAUUUUUUGUGAUUUUUCUAUAGAAAAAAACUUUUUAGAAAAUUGAAUAUUGGAGCAGUUUUUCUCAGAUGAUUGGAUGAAUUAAUAGUGGCCUCAUUGAUUGUUGUUCUGUCCUAGAGCACACUUUGCUUGGUCUGGAUCUAAUGCACUCCUUGUCUAAACUCCCACUUAUGUUUCCAUUUAAAAGUUUGAUAAACUCUAUUGGUCGGAGAAAAAGAGAACAUUUAGCACAUUUUCUAUCAGAUACUUUGAUAACGUGCAUAGUGGGUGAUGACUAAUGCAAGACUGUAUUUUUUUUUCUUAAAAAAGGUUGGACCAAAUGCUUUAUUUAAAACAAAUAUGUUGUGACUGAAUCACAAGGAUUGAUCAUUUGAGAACCACUUAUGUAGAUGAUGUUUUUUAGAAGUGCCACAGUUUUACCAAGUGUGGGAAGUCUUUGUCUCACCUUCUUGAUUUAGCUUCCAUCUACAACUCCAACACUUGUUUAUUUACUUGGUGAUGCACACAGGUCUGACAACAUUUUAAAUGAGGGUUCAAAUUGACCGACAGUAUUUGUGGUCAAUCUGACUUUGAAUUGUCAGACAUUAAAUAUUUUUAAGAACGAUCUUUGUUAACAGAUAAUAAUUUGUUUUGUUGCAAUUACAUGAGGUGGUUGGAUAAGGAUGUUCUGACCCACCUUAAUUAUAAAACAGGGCUAAUUUGUUAAAUUUCACCAAAUUGUAUCGCUUCAUAAGGAUUUACUUUUUAUGUUUGUGUUUCCUUUCUUUUGAGGCUACUUCCCCCUUGGUCUCGAGUACAUGUGUGGCUUUUAUACUUUUUUUCUGGAAUGGAAUUCAGUGUGAAACGUGAAGGUGACCAGAGUCUCUAACAUUGUGUCCACAAGGUGUUACCCUCUGUAUGUAGUUUUUACUGGCCAACAAUACGUUGUUUUACAGCACCAAUGCUGACAUGAAUUAAGACAAAAGACUCAAUUACUUUCCUUUUACUCUUUUAAAUAAAUAAUCAAAUCAAGAACAAUUCAAAUGGUUUGACACAACUUACAAACACAGCAUAGAAACAAAGGUCUACUUUCUAAUGCUAUUCAUGGCCUCUGGAGGAAAGAAAAUGCAGACAUCAGAUCACAGCAGCACUCCUGAACAUUUUCAUUCCCCUGUGAGCUCUGGGCUGCAGUACACUAAGAUUCUUGGGGUUUCUCUUCUUCAAGUGUCUUCUUUAUUUUCCACAUGGUUUAAGUUUGGCCGUUCUGUUCACUCUUGAGUUAAUCUAAGAUGGAUUUAAAAAAAAAAAAAAAACAAACUUGAAGGAUUAUUGACUUGUUGAAGCUCCAGUGACAUUUAAAUAUCAGCCUGAGAGAAAAAAAAAAAUAGCACAAGGAAUCAUCAAGCAAACAUCUGGCAACUACAACGUUUCACAUUAGCCAAUUGGCAUUCUAUGUUCAAAAUAUUCCUUUUUUGUGCCAUUUGGACUAUGAUUUUUUGUUCAUUUAUUGAAAACAAUGUAUUAAAAUUUACCACUAGGCCUGAUUUGAAAUGAAAAAACAAUUAGAUUGGAGUGCAUCUAUAUUUCUGAUGGGUACCUGAGCGGUGGAUAGAGGCAGAGCAAGGCUGGGUCAUUUCUUUUAGCACGCUGUAUUUGUGUGUACUGUACAGGUUAUUGCUUAUAUCUACACAUACAGCCAGUUUGAGGUUGAAAAUAACAAAGUACAACAAUCUAGUACAAAGCUCUGUGCCAAGGUGAAAAAUCAACUCCAAAAUAUUAUGAAUUGCAUAUUUACAAUAACACGACCCAGCUCUUGAGCCUCUGUGGAUUCACUUCACAGCUGUUUCUAAAAGGGGGCUGUUGUGUUAGGCCUUAUCGAUGUAUUUAUUGAAACUUGUUCCAAUUGAAGGUACUGAAGUGGUCUUUAAAAUUUGGAGGUCAUGAUAACAAGUGUGUUUACAUCUCUGCCAUUCACCACUUUUUGCUCGUACUUGAUUGGACUGUGUCUGAGGCUCCGUCUGCAUUCAUACAACUCAGGCACACUUGAAGGUACUCUGAGGGGUCUACAACCUUCAUGGCUCGUAUUCAUGCUCGAGAUCCAUUCUGGUUGAAUGCAUGAAGCUAUUAGAAUCUAUCUUUGCAUUUUUAUUUCCUCUCUUUUGUAAGGUUGACUCAUCUUAACUUGUAUUAAUGUGUAUUAAGGACCACUUAGGAUUACAGAUUUUUAUAAUUAAAAAAAAAAGAGUUAAACUUUGUGUAGUGGUGUAUAAAUUUAAAGUAGUGUUUUUUUUUUUAAGUAUACCAAAUGUAAAUUAUGUACGAGUGUGCCAUUCUUUGUAAAGCCAGACUCUUAACAAGUGCCAAUGUUGGGGAAAAUCAUGAGGGCCUGUAAAUUUCUUGGUCCAGUUUUUUUUUUUAAAUAUACACUGUUUGUGAUUAAUUAAGAAUUCUAUAUUAAAGAAUAAUAAUGAACUGCUGUUUUUAACAUAGAUGUCAUUUUAACUGCAUGUGUUUGCCAAGAAAGAGGGGCAGUGGGUGGAUGGAACUGUGUUCACUCAGUGCCCUGAUGAAAAGGGGUUUUAUUGGUUAUUGAUUUACUGUAUUUUAGCCAUAUUUCUCUUUUGUAUGUUUCAUUUCAACCACUGUUGCCUGAACAUCAUUCAGACAUGAAAAUGAUUUUUCAUAGCCUUCUCCUUUCAUUGUUUUACAUUGAAAUGAAAUAUGAUCCUAUAUACAAAUACUGCA